AUGGAAUUACAUCUUCAACAACAUUCUCAACAAGGAUAUGGUCAAAUAGUUUGUGAACUUCCAAUUAAUUCUAAAAAACCCGCCUUUUCCACUCUUCGUUCUUCAUAUCCUUUAAAAUUUCUUACUCCCAAAACUCAUUCACCCUUUCUUGCUAUUGUGUAUAUUCUUUCUUAUGGAGGAGGUAUGAAUUCAAUGUUACUUCAAUUACCUGGACCAACUACUUGCUUUCAGUCAGCAGAUUAUUCACAAUAUCAAAAAUUCAAAUUGGAAGAUGAUACAUCAUCUCUAAUAGUUUUAGAUUGGUUUACUAGUGGAAGAAUGUCUAGAGGAGAACGAUGGGAAUUUGUCAAUUAUAAAUCAGGAAUUGAUAUAUUAAUUGGUGAUGAAGAAAAAUUAAUUUUUCAAAAAGAAAAAAGGAAUGGAGUUGUAAUUAAAAUUGCCGGAAUAACAACAGAGUUGGUAAAAAAUUUUUUGAUUGAAAAUGCUUUGAAGGGAUUAGAUUGUAUAAUUGAUGAUAAUUUAUUUGAAAGAGCAUUAUAA
Diversispora eburnea is the source of this 540-nucleotide messenger RNA. The record is from the annotation of a GenBank genome assembly. Lineage: Eukaryota; Fungi; Glomeromycota; Glomeromycetes; Diversisporales; Diversisporaceae.